UGGCGAAAAUUGUGUGUCGCCGAGUGGGCAGGUCUGUUUGUUAGAGAAAAUGUGAAUGGUAGCUAAAUGUCAUUUUAAAAGAUACAAGACGAACCAGCAAACAAAAUGGGAAAACAUAGAUCGCCACAACAGAACGUAAUUUUCAUCGAAUUUAUGGAAAAACACUCCAACAUUGCGCGAGGCCAUACGAACCGAAAUAGGGCUGCUGCCGCUGCGGCUUGGGAGUCGCUUACCGCGCAAUUGAAUGAAAAUGGCCCUCCGUGUAAGACCGUCGAAGAAUGGCGACGAGUUUGGAAGGACUGGAAACAGUCAAUAAGAAACAAAAUUGCGAAAAACAAAAGGGAAAGCAGCGCGACUUGUGGCGGCCACUAUAAUCAUGUGCCGCUGACGGCCGCAGAGAAUGCAAUUGCCGUCCUGCUUAAUAUGUACGACGUAGUAGACGAGAUUGACGAGGCCCAGGCUGAGGAUGACGAGAAUGAGCAGUCUUCGUCUACCGAACUUGAGACGACACAAUAUAAAAGGAAUGCAAGUUGUAUGGAUGAUUCAGAAAUGAGGUUCUAUAGUCAUGACAGCAGUCCCGAGGCUCCAACCAAAAAGCGUAAGAUCGAUUUUAGACAUUCGCGAAAGUCUGCGGCAAAACGGGAAGCGCUCGCAACAGAGAAAAUCUUAGCAUUAAGAGCCAUCGCAAAAGAGUUCCACAAUUUGAAGAAGGCUCAUAAGUCGUCCACAAAAACGAUUGUGGGGCUGAUGAAGAAGCAAAAUGUACUGCUGGAGAAACUAGUCCAGCAAAAUUCGAGAAGAGAGUAAAAAUGUUAAAAAUAAAAUUAAUAUGUAAUAAGGAGCGUAA
This is a messenger RNA of Scaptodrosophila lebanonensis, 847 nucleotides long. RefSeq lists its product as uncharacterized. The transcript is spliced from 4 exons. Gene Ontology annotation, cellular component: nucleus. Lineage: Eukaryota; Metazoa; Arthropoda; Insecta; Diptera; Drosophilidae. Bases 106 to 807 code for a protein of 233 amino acids. The record is from RefSeq and is a predicted model, not a curated record.